This is a messenger RNA of Scophthalmus maximus (turbot), 3017 nucleotides long. It is a transcript of the gene gclc, whose product is annotated as glutamate-cysteine ligase, catalytic subunit. NCBI's taxonomy places the organism in Eukaryota, Metazoa, Chordata, Actinopteri, Pleuronectiformes, Scophthalmidae. The record is from RefSeq and is a predicted model, not a curated record. The transcript is spliced from 16 exons. Bases 566 to 2458 code for a protein of 630 amino acids. Gene Ontology annotation, cellular component: glutamate-cysteine ligase complex. Gene Ontology annotation, biological process: glutathione biosynthetic process. Gene Ontology annotation, molecular function: glutamate-cysteine ligase activity.
GGCUUCCGUCUGUUGAACUCAGCCCAGCGGCGUGUGGCAGCAGAGGCAGAGCGCUUUGGCAGCAACGACCUACCCAACGGGUCACUCCGCUGUCAGGACACCGCCGCGUUGCACAUUUUAAAAGCCCCAGUCCGCCGUCGUUCGCGGAGCCGAGACUCGGACGCACUCACUUGUUUUUGUUGGUCGUCAACAGCCCGCGGGUAUCACACGUUAACCGAGCUAACCGGUCAUUAGCAAGUGAUGAGCAGGGGCCUGUUUCUCCUGGAUGCCCAGCUGAGGUUACUGACAGGGCACGCCGCUUAACAGCAACCCGGAGACUCCUCCGUCGGCCCGUGAAGUGUCUAGCCGCACCGCGAGGCUCCAGACCCGGCCGUUAGUUUUGGACCCGAGACUACAUGCUUAGCGCCGUGCGCGGUGGACACACUAGCUAGCUAGCUAACGUUCGGCGGGCAGGUCCGGCGCACGAGCAGCCAGCGACUCACACACACACAAACACACACUCACACACACACACACACACACACACACACACUCCGGGUCUUCCGCCUCACAGUCCGUCUGUGCGAUGGGUCUCCUGUCACAGGGCUCUCCGCUGAACUGGGAAGAAACCAAGAGGUACGCCGACCACAUCCGAAGGCACGGCAUCCUCCAGUUCCUCAACAUCUACAACAAGGUGAAGGAUCGGCACAGGGACGUGCUGAAGUGGGGCGACGAGGUCGAGUACAUGCUGUUGGAACUGGAUGAGACGGAUGAGAAGGUUCGACUUGUUCUGAACGGUGGAGAGGUUUUGGACACUCUCCAAGACCAGGGUGAAAAGAUAAACCCCAAUCACCCAACGCUCUGGAGACCAGAGUAUGCCAGCUACAUGAUCGAAGGAACUCCAGGGCAGCCGUACGGUGGCACCAUGUCCGAGUUCAACACUGUGGAGGGCAACAUGGGGAAGAGACGACGGGAGGCCUCCUCUGUCCUGAGCCAGAACGAAACCAUCUGCACCAUCACCUCAUUCCCGAGGUUAGGUUGCCCAGGUUUCACCAUGCCGGAGCACCGGCCGACUCCUGUGGAGAAGGGAGUGUCAAAGUCACUGUUUUUCCCCGAUGAAGCCAUCAACAGACACCCGAGAUUCAGCACCCUUACCAGAAACAUACGUCACAGAAGAGGAGAGAAAGUCGUGAUUAAUGUGCCAAUUUUCAAAGACAAGUGCACCCCAUCUCCGUUUGUUGAGGAGUUUCCUGAGGAUGACGGUGAAGCAGAGCGGGCGGCUCUGCCCGAUCAUAUCUACAUGGACGCCAUGGGCUUUGGCAUGGGCAACUGCUGCCUGCAGGUUACAUUCCAGGCUUGCAGCAUCGACGAGGCAAGGUACCUCUACGACCAGCUUGCAACCUUCUGCCCCAUCGUGAUGGCGCUGAGUGCAGCCGCCCCCUUCUACAGAGGCUAUGUUUCAGAUAAUGACUGUCGCUGGGGAGUUAUUUCCGCCUCGGUGGACGACAGGACACAGGAGGAGCGCGGCCUGAAGCCUUUGAAAAACAACAAAUACAGGAUCUUCAAGUCAAGAUAUGACUCCAUUGACAGCUACCUGUCUAGCUGUGGCGAGAAGUACAAUGACAUUGAUUUGACGAUAGACAAGGAGAUCUACGAGCAGCUGCUCAGUGCAGGAAUUGACAAGCUGCUGGCCCAACACAUAGCACACCUCUUCAUCCGAGAUCCGCUCUCCGUCUUCAAUGAGAAAAUACACUUGGAUGACGAGAACGAGUCGGAUCACUUCGAGAACCUCCAGUCGACCAACUGGCAGACGAUGAGGUUUAAACUUCCACCUCCGAACUCUGACAUCGGCUGGAGAGUCGAGUUUCGCCCCAUGGAGGUCCAGCUAACCGACUUUGAAAACGCUGCAUACGUGGUCUUUGUCGUGCUGCUCACCAGAGUGAUCUUAUCGUACAAACUUGACUUCCUAAUCCCCUUGUCAAAGGUUGACGAAAACAUGAAAGUCGCACAGAAGAGGAAUGCAGUCCAGGAGGGCAUGUUCUACUUCCGAAAGGACAUCUUUAAAGGCUGCAACACAGUCCUCGAAGGCACCUCUUCUACCCAGAACGGCUUGGAGACCGAUGGCGCCAAUGAGGAGUACACGCUCAUGAGCAUUGACACCAUCAUCAAUGGAAAGGAGGGAGUGUUUCAGGGGCUUAUCCCGAUCCUUAACUGCUAUCUGGAAAACAUGGAAGUCGACGUUGACACCAGGUGCACCAUUUUGAAUUAUCUGAAGCUCAUCAAGAAACGUGCCUCAGGCGAGCUCAUGACCAUGGCCAAGUGGAUGAGGGAGUUUGUCGCGAAGCACCCGCAUUACAAGCAGGACAGCAUCAUAACCGACAAGAUCAACUACGAUCUGUUCCGCAAGUGCGACCGGAUUGCAAAAGGCGAAGAGCAAUGCCCGGAGCUCAUUGGAAACCCAGUAAACAAGUUCAAAUGAGGAAGGCAGUAUAAAUGUCAUCAAAUCAUCUUUAAAAACCUGCAUGUAAAGCGAGACCAAAUGUGUGGCUCCGAACAUAAGCGGUCCAAGCGUAAGAGAAUGCAAUGACUGUGUGUUAGAUAAAAAAACACACCUGCAUCAAAUGUUUGUAAAUAUACUGUUUCAGAUUUUUAUGAUUACAAAAUUAUUUUAAUAGGGUUAAGAAAUACAAAAGGUUGUGUAAUAGAAAUCAGAUGUGUAUUUAUUUUUCUCUGGAAAUUAAGCCUGAAAUUCAGUGUGUGUGUGUGUAAGGAUGUAAAUGUAGCAAAGGGUUGUACAGUGGUCUGCUUUUAGUCUUGUGUUCUGUAAAUACUGUAUCCUUGCUCUUUACAAAAUUAACACCAUGUGCUUCUUUUUUCUGGGGAUGAGCUUUCUUCGCAUUUGGUAGAGAUUUUUUCACGUUUUUUCUGCUUGGCUGAUAUUGUAGUGGGACCUCGGCAGUAUGUUGCCUCAAAUUGGAAAUUGUGAACCAUUGUUCGCAAUGAGAUGCUGCUUCAAAAAUAAAUAUGUACAACACUAA